GGAAUGAACCCGGAGGGCUGAAGCAGUGUGUGUGGGCCACUGCAGAUACCUGCAUCUCUGAUUUUAUUUAGGGGAUCCUCAAUCGUCAGAGGCACUGGGGACCCUCCAGGCUUCUCAUCACGGUGACCCUGAGGAGAUGGAGCUUUCAGAUCCUUCUGGAAAGGAAUGGUCCAGGCCACGGAGCAGAGCCAGUGUCAUGGCUGCCGGUCUCUGGGGGCUGCUUCUCCUCCAGGCAGCCAUGGGGGUGAAAGGUGCCCAGCCUUGCAGCCCAAAAAGCUUUGGCUACAGCUCGGUGGUCUGUGUCUGCAAUGCCACGUACUGUGACUCUCUGGACCCCCUGACCCUGCCUGCCAUGGGCACCUUCAGCCGCUAUGAGAGCACCCGCAGCGGGCGACGCAUGGAGCUGAGCAUGGGGAGCUUCCAGGCCAACCGCACGGGCACAGGCCUGCUGCUGACCCUGCAGCCAGAGCAGAAGUUCCAGAAGGUGAAAGGAUUUGGAGGUGCCAUGACCGAUGCUGCAGCCCUCAACAUCCUUGGCCUGUCGCCCCCUGUCCGGGACUUGCUCCUGAAAUCGUAUUUCUCUGAGCAAGGAAUUGAGUACAACAUCAUCCGGGUGCCCAUGGCCAGCUGUGACUUCUCCAUCCGUGUCUACACCUAUGCCGACACACCCGACGACUUCCAGUUACAAAACUUCAGCCUCCCGGAAGAAGAUGUCAGGCUCAAGAUCCCCCUGAUUCACCGGGCCCUGGAGAUGUCCCAGCGCCCUGUGUCACUCUUCGCCAGUCCCUGGACAGCACCCACUUGGCUCAAGACGAAUGGGAAAGUGAAUGGGAAGGGGUCCCUCAAGGGCCAGCCCGGGGACCAGUACCAUCAGACCUGGGCCAGAUAUUUUGUCAAGUUCCUGGAUGCCUAUGCCGAGCACCAGCUGAAGUUCUGGGCAGUGACGGCCGAGAAUGAGCCUUCUGCCGGCCUCUUCAGCGGGUACCCCUUCCAGUGCCUGGGCUUCACCCCCGAACACCAGCGUGACUUCAUCGCCCGGGACCUGGGCCCUGUCCUUGCCAACAGCAGCCACCGGGACGUUCGCCUGCUCAUGCUGGACGACCAGCGCCUCCUGCUGCCCCACUGGGCCCAGGUGGUGCUGGAGGACCCUGAGGCCGCUAAGUAUGUUCAUGGCAUCGCUGUUCACUGGUACCUGGACUUCCUGGCCCCAGCAAAAGCCACUCUGGGGGAGACACACCGCCUAUUCCCCAACACGAUGCUCUUUGCGUCUGAGGCCUGUGUGGGCUCCAAGUUCUGGGAGCAGAGCGUGCGGCUGGGGUCCUGGGACCGAGGGAUGCAGUACAGCCACAGCAUCCUCACGAACCUCCUCUAUCAUGUGGUGGGCUGGACCGACUGGAACCUCGCCCUGAACCCCGAAGGGGGCCCCAACUGGGUGCGCAACUUCGUUGACAGCCCCAUCAUCGUGGACAUCGCCAAAGAUACCUUUUACAAACAGCCCAUGUACUACCACCUGGGCCACUUCAGCAAGUUCAUCCCCGAGGGCUCGCAGAGGGUGGGGCUAGAGGCCAACGACAAGACUGACCUGGAGACCGUGGCCCUCCUGCACCCUGACGGCUCUGCAGUCGUGGUGGUGCUGAACCGCUCCUCCAAGGACGUGCCUCUCACCAUCGAGGACCCCACCCUGGGAUUCCUGGAGACCCUCUCCCCCGGCUACUCCAUUCACACCUACCUGUGGCGCCGCCAGUGCCAGUGAGGGCCUCUCCCAGCAUGCACUGGGCCACCCACAGGGACACAGCAGGGGAGCAGGCGAGACCAGCUGGCGGCAGCACCAUCCUCUCUGGUGGGUGCAGGAGAGGCCCCGGGGAAGGGGCCCAGACACCCCAGGCCACCUGUGCUAGGAUCAGACUGCUAUGCCUGUGGCAAUACCACAUCAGGGUGGAGGGAGGUGAAGGUAGAGAAGAGACGGGGCAGGUGGGCCCCAGAUUGGGACUUUGGGACUGAGACGACCAGAGGGCUGUGGAGCAAGUGUUCUGCACAUAAGAGGCCUGCUUGGGUUGAUUCCCCCCCUGGCACCACG
Molecule: messenger RNA, 2077 nt
Organism: Sorex fumeus (smoky shrew)
Lineage: Eukaryota; Metazoa; Chordata; Mammalia; Eulipotyphla; Soricidae
Gene: GBA1
Product: glucosylceramidase beta 1
Exons: 11
Coding region: 137-1753 (538 amino acids)
Biological process (GO): glucosylceramide catabolic process
Molecular function (GO): glucosylceramidase activity
Source: RefSeq, a predicted model, not a curated record